Molecule: messenger RNA, 1305 nt
Organism: Chelmon rostratus (copperband butterflyfish)
Lineage: Eukaryota; Metazoa; Chordata; Actinopteri; Chaetodontiformes; Chaetodontidae
Gene: nmur1a
Product: neuromedin U receptor 1a
Exons: 2
Coding region: 1-1305 (434 amino acids)
Biological process (GO): G protein-coupled receptor signaling pathway
Cellular component (GO): plasma membrane
Molecular function (GO): neuromedin U receptor activity
Source: RefSeq, a predicted model, not a curated record
AUGUCAGCUUUUUACAACUGCUCUUUGGAUAUGAUGGCAAAGAAAGGCGAGUGGCUUUGUCCUCCGGGGGAAGACAAGUGUGCCAAUCUCACCUUCGGCAUGAACGGCAUCCAGCUCGAGGAUGCGUGUCUGACAGAGGAAGAGUACCUGGAGAAAUAUCUGGGGCCUCGCCGAUCAUCUGUGUUCCUGCCCGUGUGCCUCAUCUACCUGGUCAUCUUCAUGGUAGGUGUGCUGGGGAAUGUGCUGACGUGCACCGUCAUCGCGCGCAACAAAGUGAUGUGGACGCCGACAAACUACUACCUGUUCAGCCUGGCGGUGUCAGACCUGCUGGUGCUGCUGCUCGGCAUGCCGUUAGAGCUGUAUGAGCUGUGGCAGAACUACCCAUUCCUCCUGGGGAAGGGCGGCUGCUACUUUAAAACGUUUCUUUUUGAGACAGUCUGCUUGGCGUCUAUCCUCAACGUGACGGCGCUGAGCGUGGAGCGUUACAUCGCCGUGGUGCACCCGCUGCGCGCAAGGUAUGUUGUCACGCGGACCCACGCCAAGCGGGUCAUCCUCACUGUGUGGGGUGUGUCAGUGCUGUGCGCUCUGCCAAACACGAGCCUGCACGGGAUCGACGUCCUUCACAGUCACUCCACCGGCCCUGCCGGGAACAUAAGCGUGGAGAUCCCCGACUCGGCGAUCUGCACGCUGGUGAAACCGCACUGGGUGUACAACCUGACCAUCCAGGUGACCACCUUGUUGUUUUUCGUUCUGCCCAUGCUCACCAUCAGCGCUCUCUACAUGCUCAUCGGGCUACAGCUGAAACGGGAAAAGAUGCAACAGGCGUUAGAGGCGAAGUCGGGCUUCGGACAGGACAGCUUCUGCAACAUCCGAACACAGCAGCAGAAGGCACGCCGUCGACAGGUCACUAAAAUGCUGUUCGUCUUAGUGGUGGUUUUCACAAUCUGCUGGGCCCCGUUUCACACCGACCGCCUCAUGUGGAGUUUCAUCAGCGACUGGACCGACAGCCACCUGGAAAUCUUCCAGUACGUGCACAUCAUCUCCGGAGUGUUUUUCUACCUCAGCUCUGCAGUCAACCCGAUCCUGUACAACCUCAUGUCCACGCGCUUUAGAGAGAUGUUCAAGGAGGUCAUGUGCCAUCGGCCACAUCACAUCACUCCCCGGAAACACUCGCUCAGCGUCACCCGGGUGACGCUCCGCAGCACCCUGAGCGAUGCCCCCCUCAGCAACGGAGCCGCUGUCAUUGAGGCCGAGGCAGAAGACGGGGAGGCGAGGGUGAAAGAUGAGACCAGUUUCACGUGUUAA